UAGACGUUGUCGGGAAGCUGAGAAGAAGAUUACAAGGCUCUAUGCGCAACAUUUAAAUGGUUAAAGAAAAAAAGGGGUGAAGCAAAUAGUCAAGUUGGUUGUUAAAGAUAAUCCGAAUAGGAACUGUAGUGAUGAGACCAUUGAUGCAUGUCUCGACGGGUUUGAUAUUCGCUAUUCGCUAUCUUGAUUGGAAUAAAGCCGACUUGUGCGUCGAUACUAUACGCAAGAAAGCGCCUAAUGUAGCACAUAUAUGGCUUCAUUCCAGCGGUAGCAACGCUGUGCUUUGGUCCUGGUCUGAUAGCAGUGGUCUCCGAAGCUUACCAAAGCUAAGCCAAGUUUACCUAAAUGCUAGGAAAGGGUUAGAGAGUUAUAAGCUAAACGAAGAGAAUAUAUAUAACUUUAAAGAACGUUUAAGACAGGCAGUCAAUAGUCUACACCCGUCAAAGAUAAAAGUUAUAGAAUCGAUUGAGAGACCGCCGAAACCCCGAAUUACUCCUCGUCUCGAUAGCAGCUUCGAUGUUAGGUCACAAGACCGUCAUCAUUGGAUGAAUAAUAUUAGAGAUUUCGCGGCCGAGCUUCGGACGGAACUUGGGGUUAAUUAUAACCAACGCAGGCCAAAGGUCGCUAUAAUCGACGAUGGUGUGAAUCCUGAAGGAGAAUUCCUAGGCCAGAGGAUUGCUCAUGGCUGGCCUCCUGACGAACCAAAGUCAAACUCUGAGCCGUUCUAUGCCUCCGCGCGAGGCCACGGAACGCAGAUGGCCAAGCUUAUUUGCCACGCAUGUCCCUUCGCUCAGUUGUACGUCGCUAAGCUCGACGGUUGGAAAGACCCGGACCUCCCCCACCCUCUCAACAUCGUCGACACGAACAAAGUGCACUACCUCUUCCCGGGGGAAGUCAUCCUCGAGAACGACAACAAGACCAUUACCGGAAGUAGCGCGGCCACCGCUCUAGCCGCAGGGACCGCCGCCAUGAUUCUCUUCUGCUACGAGCUCGGCUACGGCAAGAUGGAGACCAUAGGUAGCUAAGCCGGGACGCAUGGGCCAGUUGUUCAACAGCCUGAAGAAGUCGACGAAAUACGUCGAUGUUGAGUCGAUCCUCAAGCCGGGACAGACGCCGGAACUCGUUGUUAAGGAGUGCGCGGCGCGCGUAAAGGAGAUUAGGGACGAGGAGAAUCUCCGCGCGGCCCCGGAUCAUCGGACUUCCGGUGGGUUAGAUCCGAACGGGUCGACGGCUUCAUUUGCGCCCCCGAUAAGGAGGACUACUGGACAUUUGGUUGUCUCCGGAGGGCGGUAGUUGAUAUAAGAUACGGAUUGAAAAGUUGAAGGUAUCCGACAUGCUCCUUAUUUAAACUCAAGUUUUAAAUAUAGAUAGGAUAGUAGAAGGGGAAUAGUGUUCGACUAGAACGUAACAUUUCCCUGAUAAGAAGGGAUGGGGAGAGACUAACAGCCUUCAUCCCUAGAGACGAGUCAUUAAUAAUAAUGAUAUUAAUAGAAUAUACAAGCAAACAGAGCAAUACCGAAGCUACCAGAUACCUUAUA
Daldinia loculata is the source of this 1538-nucleotide messenger RNA. RefSeq lists its product as uncharacterized. Gene Ontology annotation, molecular function: serine-type endopeptidase activity. The transcript has 4 exons. NCBI's taxonomy places the organism in Eukaryota, Fungi, Ascomycota, Sordariomycetes, Xylariales, Hypoxylaceae. Bases 132 to 1025 code for a protein of 297 amino acids. Gene Ontology annotation, biological process: proteolysis. The record is from RefSeq and is a predicted model, not a curated record.